AUACCUCCUUCUCCACCACCUGGAAGAGAAGGUACAGCAGCAAAGGAGUUAAAAAGACUCUCGGGAAUGAAGCUUUGAAACUAUGCAAAAAGGGCAUCAAGCUGAAUUAGGUAGGAGGAUCCUUGGGCAGACACGCCUUGGCAGUAAAUACAGCCCUCUGAUUUAUCAGAUGCAACAAGAGAAUCAGAAGACAGAGGCAGGCUUGCAGCAAGCUGUAGUUUGUGGAAAGUGGCCGCAGGUUGCUAAGCUUCAACACUGACCACAGCCUGCAUUCCUGGGAUCCCAGUGGGCAGGGAGGCAUUGAGAUGCCCUGAAUGCACUAGUGGAGUCCUGAGGUGUGCGACACUGUUGCUGUGAUUCUGUCCUCCCACUUUGAUCUUUCCUAGUGAAACAGGUUAGGAGGCAAAGGGAAAUGCAGCUUGGGAAAUGAGUGCCGCUAAGGAGGACGACCAGUGUCAGACGGCAGCUCGGAUUGUCACCGACCUCUGCCGCAAGAAGAGUCUGCCAAAAUUGGACUUGGACACCUGCAAGGACUUCCUCCAUGCCUCUCCAGACCUGAGUGUCCCUGAGCCAGAGCUCUCCAUCAGCCUCCUUGCAGUGAUAGUUAUUGUAUGUGGACUGGCCCUGGUGGCAGUUUUUCUCUUUCUCUUUUGGAAGCUGUGCUGGGUGCCCUGGCAGAACAAGGCUGUGUCAACUAACACUCCUGCCCCUCAGAGCCCCGCUGAACAGGACAAAGAGGCUAUGGCUGACAAGCUAAAGGAUACGGGCACUCUUGGCUUCUUGGAGGCAGCUGUGAAGAUCAGCCAUACUUCGCCAGACAUUCCAGCAGAAGUCCAGAUGUCCAUGAAAGAUCAUCUCAUGAGGCGCACACGGAUGCAGAGGCAAACGACAGAGCCUGCAUCUUCCACCAGGCACAUUUCUUUCAAGAGGCACCUGCCCAGGCAGAUGCAUGUUUCCAGUGUGGACUAUGGCACAGAUCCACCACCUGUGGAAGAGCAACCAACUUGUAUAGGACGGAUCAAGCCAGAGCUGUACAAACAGAAAUCAGUGGAUUCUGAGGACCCCAAGAAAGAGGCAGAAAAAACCUGUGGGAAAAUAAAUUUUUCUUUGAAAUAUGACUAUGAAAAUGAAAUGCUGAUUGUGCGGAUUCUUAAGGCUUUUGAUUUGCCUGCCAAGGACCUCUGUGGCAGCUCUGAUCCCUACGUCAAGAUCUACCUCUUGCCUGACAGGAAGCGCAAAUUUCAAACACGUGUGCAUAGGAAAACUCUCAAUCCCACUUUUGAUGAGUGCUUUCAGUUUCCUGUGCCCUAUGAGGAGCUGACCAAUAGAAAGCUCCAUCUUAGUGUCUUUGACUUUGACAGAUUUUCACGACAUGACAUGAUUGGGGAGGUGAUCUUAGAGAACCUGUUUGAGGCUUCAGAUCUUUCUCGGGAGACUUCCAUCUGGAAGGAUAUUCAGUAUGCCACAACUGAAAGUGUGGACCUGGGGGAGAUCAUGUUUUCCCUUUGUUAUCUGCCAACUGCAGGUCGCCUCACUUUAACAGUAAUUAAAUGCAGGAAUCUCAAAGCAAUGGAUAUUACAGGCUACUCAGAUCCUUACGUCAAGGUGUCUUUGCUCUGUGAUGGGAGGAGGCUGAAAAAAAAGAAAACCACCAUAAAGAGAAAUACGCUUAAUCCGACCUACAAUGAGGCAAUAAUCUUUGAUAUCCCUCCAGAGAACAUGGACCAAGUCAGCUUGCUUAUCUCUGUUAUGGAUUAUGACCGUGUUGGCCAUAAUGAGAUUAUCGGAGUUUGCCGUGUAGCAAACAGUGCUGAGGGACUAGGCCGAGACCACUGGAAUGAAAUGUUGGCUUACCCACGCAAACCAAUUGCACACUGGCACCCAUUAGUGGAAGUGAAGAAAUCCUUCAAGGAGUGGCAUGGUCGAGCAGCCAGUUUUGAUAGCCAAGGCUCCUGCCCCUCUCCCAAACCACCUCAAACACCAUGACAUGUGAAGUGGUGAAUCCAGCAGGACUCAACCAAAUUCGUUUCAUUUGGGUUUGCUUUGAUUAUUUAUUUAUUUGCCACUUGAUCUGAAUUCUAAGCAACCUAUUGCUGAAUGGCAGAAGACCUGGAUAUCAGGCACUGAGACUACUUGUUCCUGAAAUGGCAGAGGCAGCAAAACUGUUUUGUGGUCAUAUUUGUAUUAGUUUAUUUAUGUCUCUCAAGGUGAUGUUCUCUGUGAUUUUCACUUUAUGUAUCUGGCUGCCUGGGAAAAAAUGGUGGAGGAAUGAGACAUAGGCUGGAACUCUGGGCUGUAAAAUAACAUGUAAAAUAGUGAUUUGUGUGUGUAUGGAGGUGGACAAGUAGCAAAGUUCUGACCUUCUGCAGAUAAUCACACAGUUUUAAGAGGAGAAACAUGAACAAAUUAAAAUGAACAAACAAGAAAGCCUUGUUUAGACUCCCUGUGACCAGUGAACACUCUUUUGUUAUUGUGAUCAGCGACACAUGACAGAUGUUCUUAAUCAUACUGUGAUGUUCAUGGAGUCCGUGCAGUGUGUAUUCCGGCCUGCCCUUUGGUGUGUUUUGAAGAGUUGCUAAUUCCUCAGGGAAAAAUUUACCAUUUUCUGUAUUUUUGUUCUCUGGAGAACCUUUUGCAUGAGCUCAGUUGCUUAAGGUCCCACUCAUUCCUGCUGCAGUUCUAGAACUGGUCACAACUCUGUGAUGGGGGGAAAAACACCCAUUGUCAUGUAAACAAAAUUCCCUUCCAUGAUUUUUAUUUUUGAGAGUGAUGAACAUAUCAGUAUUUCUGAGAUCUGAUUUGUUAUACUGUUUUGUCUAGGUUUUUCUAGAACUGGUUGAUUUAGCUUGGCUUUUUGCAAAAAAAAGGGGGGGGAGGGGAGAAUCCUUUGCUACAAUUAGAUAAAUGCCAGAAAAUUUUGAGUGUUUGAAAAUUAACUUUUCCCUAAAUUUGGAAAAUAAAAGACCCUCUCCUAUUGGAAAAAGUGAUGUUGAUGAAAUUUGUUAUAUAUUUUAUGAAAAUGUUCAGAAAAUAAUUAAUUCUAUCAGUUCCAAUUCCUUUGGUUGUGAAAUCAUAAGGUUGUCACCUGCAUUGAUCUUGGUCUGCUCUUGGGGCUGCUAUAGCUAUAAUGGCAUGUCUACACUGCAGGUAACCUCAUUUUGGUGCCAUUUGGGCUUGAAUAGCUUGUGUCGCAUUUGCCCUUGGCUGUUUGCUCCUCUCUGUUUCUGACUCUUAUUUUCUUAUACUGCAGUAUCCACAUGCAGCAUCCACAUAGUCUAUCGAGACUCAUACAAUUGUGCCUGUGAACUUAUGCACAGGAUUUGCUUGUCUCCCCUACUCUUAAGAUUGCCUUUUUAAAAUUCUUUUUUAUUUCUCAGGAGACUUGCACAACUACAUAAUCCCACCAUUUCCAAACAGCUUGCUUGCAAUAAGCUCAUGUUGCAAAUCUUAACAAGUGCUUUUUUCAGUGCAGAUGCUGAACGUCAGAUGGUGGAGUAAGCUUGGCUGAGGCCUGGCACAUACAUAACCUUCAGCAGCAUAGGAACUGCUGUGACAUCGCUGCUUCUGAGCCAAGGCUGGUAACAUCUGAAAGACAGCAAUGAUGUGCAUGGGGCCAAUGUGGUUACUAGCAGGGGCAUAGCUAUAAUUGAGCGGAUGGGUUCAAAGAACCUGCCCCCACACCAGCUCCAGAGGAACCAUACUUUAAAAAAAACAAAAUUAUGUAUUAACCAAUAGAUUUGACCCUAAAUAAAAGCUUUUAGUUUUUCCCAUUAGCAUUUUGUAACAAACUGAAUCCUGUCCUGUUCUGUUCCUUGGGGUCAAUUAUUAAACACACUGGGCCCCAUACUGCUCAGUGAGCCACUGAUCCAAGGAACAGGUGCAUUUGCUGCUUCUGAGGCACUGUAAAGCACACCUGUAUUGUUUCCAGUGUCAGGGCUGCUGGCAGUACCCAUGGGAGUACUCUGGCUACUGCAUUUGCACACUCCUUAGUAGGCAUGCAGCGGCUCUGCCAUUGGAAGCAAAGCAGUACUGGUGUGAUUGCAGUGCCUCAGAAGCAGCAAACACACCUGUUGUUCGGAUUGACAGCUGGCCACACAGUAUGGGGGUCAGUGAACACAAUCUAGAGAAAGCUGUGGCACACCUAGGUUUCACUGAAAACAAUGGAAAUGAAUUGCACAGGUAGCCCUGAGCCCAUUGCUCUCAGUGAAAACUGAGCUGUGCCUAGCUGCCUCUGAGUUUUAGUUAGUUGAUGUUAUCCAGCAAAGGUAAUCUAUUCCUGGAAACUAAGGACUAUGCAAGGAUCACCAUUCUGGUAUACAAAAAAGGGUGUUGCUAUUAAUCUCUCAGUUGUGAUGCAUCACCUCUUCUGUACCAUGCAUCACCAACCAGGUGAACAGUGCUUUCAGCAAUGACAACACUGUUAAAUGUUCAGGGUGUGGGGGCCAAAAUUCAGGUGUAGUCAUAGUGAGGGCCUUGGGAUCAAUCAUAUUCCUGGCUACCCAUGCUUAUGCUUCCUGAUUUCCAUGGGACCUAACUAUGAGCUGGGCUGCAGUCAAGACCUUUGCUGAUCUUCUUGCCUAUAAAAUUUCUUAUGCUUUCCAUCUCAUACUUAGCUAAGUAACCAAGUACUCUUCUAUUUCUUUCAAGUAAUAUUUAAAAUAAUUUGCUUUUUGAUGCCAAUGUUACUUGGAAUGGCAGAAUUGUCUCCAAAUGGCCAUUGCACAUGUCUGCUCAAUCAGAUUUGUUGGGAACUGAGCCCAACAACACAAAUCCCUUAAAUUUAAACUCCCUCAUUAUCUACACUCUGCAUUAAUGUUCUGACUCACUGAACUAACUUUCCAGACUUGUGUAUAUAUCUUUGCAGGGAACCUUUGUUUAGUGAAAGACCAACCUGUUUUAGUUCCUCUCCACACCUUGUGUCUUAAUUUUAUCUGUAUGUGCCACAUGCUACAAGAGCAUCAGUCCAAUAAAAGACUUUUUUGGAA
Messenger RNA from Hemicordylus capensis (graceful crag lizard), 4985 nucleotides. It is a transcript of the gene SYT6, whose product is annotated as synaptotagmin 6. The transcript has 7 exons. The coding region runs from base 427 to 1986 and encodes 519 amino acids. Gene Ontology annotation, molecular function: clathrin binding; calcium-dependent phospholipid binding; phosphatidylserine binding. Gene Ontology annotation, cellular component: membrane. Lineage: Eukaryota; Metazoa; Chordata; Lepidosauria; Squamata; Cordylidae. Gene Ontology annotation, biological process: regulation of dopamine secretion; cellular response to calcium ion; calcium-ion regulated exocytosis. The record is from RefSeq and is a predicted model, not a curated record.